CUCCCCCGCAGCCAAUCCUCUGCAUGGACGGCAACUUCCAAGAACCACAAGUCUUACUUACCCGACUUGUAUGCAUCGAGCUCUGACAUCUAUGGUACAAAUCAGAUACAUCGCGAUGGCAGGUAUACAAAAGCUCAACGUCCAAACGUUUCCCCGUCCGCCAGCGCUGCAAAAGAUUUCCCGCCACAUUCAGAUCAAGUGGGACGGGCACCUCAUCGCUGAUACCAAGGACGCCUACUGGGUUUUAGAAACCCAUCACCCGCCCACAUACUACCUCCCACCCUCCUCCAUUAUCGCCCCUCUGGCCAAGACUGCACGGCGCACCUAUUGCGAGUGGAAAGGUCACGCCACGUACCACGCCAUCACGCACCCGACGACGGGCGAAACGGUUCAGAACAAGGUCUGGUCGUACGAGAAGCCGACCGAGGGUUUCGUCGCCAUCAAAGACUACCUGUCCUUCUACGCCAACGCUCCCUGGGAGUGCUACGUCGACGGCGAAAAGGUCCAGCCUCAGCCGGGCGACUUUUACGGCGGCUGGGUGACGAGUGACAUUGGCGGCAUCGUCAAGGGCCAGAACGGGAACGCGGAUCCGUUUGUAUAGUUUACUCGGGCCUUUGAUAUCUUGUCACCCGACGUGAUCUGAAGCACAAAAGAUUCGGGACGGGAGGUUUGGCACAGAGAAGUGGUUUUUUUUCGCGAAAUCGCUGUCUUUUUUUUCAUGAUUUGAGACCCCCAUGCCAAAACAGCAAGGUACUAAACAAAAAUGUACUGAACAAUACAAGCCAAGAAACAGAAACGCUGUACACCUUCCCAAAGCCAAAAGAGAGCCCUUUUAGC
Molecule: messenger RNA, 837 nt
Organism: Pyricularia oryzae 70-15
Lineage: Eukaryota; Fungi; Ascomycota; Sordariomycetes; Magnaporthales; Pyriculariaceae
Exons: 2
Coding region: 71-601 (176 amino acids)
Source: RefSeq, a predicted model, not a curated record